AUGACAGUCAGCAGACAAGAGGAGGACAGUGAUCAGGCAGGACCUAGUAGCAAAGAGCAUCUUCACUAUCUUCACCACCUUCACCACCUUUACCACCUUCACAACGUCACCACUUUACCACCUUCACCACCUUCACCACUUCACCACCUUCACCACUUUACCACCUUCACCACCUUUAACACUUCAGCACUUCACUACCUUCAGCACUUCACCUCCUUCACCACAUUCACCACUUCACCACCUUCAGCACUUCACCACCUUCAGCACCUCACCACCUUCAGCACCUCACCACCUUCAACUCUUCACCUCCUUCACCACCUUCACUGCUUCACCACCUUCACCAACUUCAUCGCUUCACCCUUUUGCCGCCUUCACCACUUCACCCCUUCACCACCUUCACCACUUCACCCCUUCACCACUUCACCAUCUUCACCACUUCACCACCUUCAUCGCUUCACCAUCUUCACCACUUCAUCACCUUUACCACUUCACCACCUUCACCACUUCACCACCUUCACCACUUCACCACCUUCAUCGCUUCACCAUCUUCACCACUUCAUCACCUUUACCACUUCACCACCUUCACCACUUCACCACCUUCACCACUUCACCACCUUCAUCGCUUCACCCUUUUUCCGCCUUCACCACUUCACCACCUCACCCCUUCACCACUUCACCACUUUCACCACUUCACCACCUCACCCCUUCACCACUUCAUCACCUUCACCACUUCACCAUCUUCACCACUUCACCCCUUCACCAACUUCACCAUCUUCACCAUCUUCACCCCUUCACCACUUCACCAUCUUCACCAACUUCACCACUUCACCACCUUCACCAUCUUCACUACUUCACCCCUUCACCACCUUCGCCACUUCACCACCUUCACCACCUUUAACACUUCACCACUUCACCACCUUCAACGCUUCACCACUUCACCUCCUUCACCACUUCAGCAUCUUCACUAUCUUCACCACCUUCACCACCUUUACCACCUUCACAACGUCACCACUUUACCACCUUCACCACCUUCACCACCUUCACCACUUUACCACCUUCACCACCUUUAACACUUCAGCACUUCACUACCUUCAGCACUUCACCUCCUUCACCACAUUCACCACUUCACCACCUUCAGCACUUCACCACCUUCAGCACCUCACCACCUUCAGCACCUCACCACCUUCAACUCUUCACCUCCUUCACCACCUUCACUGCUUCACCACCUUCACCACUUCACCACUUCACCUCCUUCACCACCUUCAGCACUUCACCACCUUCAACACUUCACCUCCUUCAGCACCUCACCACCUUCAACACUUCACCUCCUUCACCACCUUCAGCACUUCACCACCUUCAACACUUCACCUCCUUCACCACAUUCACCACCUUCAGCACUUCACCACCUUCAGCACCUCACCACCUUCAACACUUCACCUCCUUCACCACCUUCACUGCUUCACCACCUUCACCACUUCACCACCUUCAGCACUUCACCUCCUUCACCACUUCACCACCUUCAGCACUUCACCUCCUUCACCACUUCACCACUUCACCAUCUUCACCACCUUCAACACAAGGUCCUUCAAGAGUGACGGGAUCAAGGCAUCCGACGUACUGCCUGUGCUAAAAGAGAAGGUGGCGUUUGUGUCAGGGGGCAGAGAUAAGAGAGGAGGUCCCAUCCUUACUUUCCCUGCCAGGAGCAACCACGACCGAAUAAAAGAUGAAGACCUGAAGAGACUGGUCAGCUACCUGUCCACUGUCCCCAGUGAGGACGUGUGUAAGCGUGGUUUCACGGUCAUCAUUGACAUGCGCGGCUCUAAGUGGGACCUCAUUAAGCCCCUGCUGAAGACCCUGCAGGAGGCGUUCUCUGCAGAGAUCUGCGUGGCUCUCAUCAUCAAACCCGACAACUUCUGGCAGAAACAGAAGACCAACUUUGGCAGUGCCAAAUUCACCUUCGAGACCAGCAUGGUGUCAGUGGAGGGGCUAGCUAAACUGGUGGAUCCCUCCCAGCUAACAGACGACUUCGAAGGCUCUCUGGACUACAACCAUGAAGAAUGGAUUGACCUGAGAGUCUCUCUGGAAGAGUUCAUGACCAGUGCCGUUCACCUGCUCUCCAGAUUAGAGGAUUUACAGGAGCUUCUUUCCAAGAAAGAGUUCCCAGUGGAUGUGGAAGGAUCACGGCGGCUCAUUGAGGAACACACCCAGCUCAAGAAGAAGGUCUUGAAGGCUCCGGUGGAGGAGUUGGACCGAGAGGGGCAGAGACUCCUCCAGUGCAUUCGUUCCAGUGAUGGUUUCUCUGGGAGGAACUGCAUUUCUGGUUCUGCUGACUUCCAGAGUCUGGUGCCGAAGGUUGCCAGUCUUCUGGAUAAGCUGCAUUCCACCAGACAGCAUCUCCAUCAGAUGUGGCACGUCAGGAAACUCAAGCUGGAUCAGUGCUUUCAGCUCCGCCUCUUUGAACAGGAUGCCGAGAAGAUGUUCGACUGGAUCAGCCACAACAAGGAGGUCUUCCUGCAGAGCCACACAGAAAUUGGAGUGGGAUACCAGCAUGCUGUGGACCUCCAGACACAACACAACCACUUCGCCAUGAACUCCAUGAAUGCCUAUGUGAACAUUAACAGGAUCAUGUCGGUGGCCAGCCGUCUGUCAGAGGCCGGUCACUAUGCCUCCACGCAGAUCAAACAGAUCUCAGGUCAGCUGGAUCAGGACUGGAAAAGUUUUGCUGCGGCGCUCGAUGAGCGCUCCACCAUCCUCGCCAUGUCCUCUGUCUUUCACCAGAAAGCUGAACAGUUUCUGUCCGGGGUGGAGGCCUGGUGUAAGGUGUGCAGUGAGGGGGGGCUGCCAUCAGAGAUGCAGGACCUGGAGCUGGCCAUCCAUCGCCACCAGACUCUCUACGAACAAGUCACACAGGCUUACACGGAGGUGAGUCAAGAUGGCAAAGCCCUAUUGGACGUACUCCAGAGACCUCUGAGUCCCGGCAACUCUGAUUCGCUGACGGCAACCGCCAACUAUUCCAAGGCGGUCCACUGUAUCCUGGACGUGGUCCAUGAGGUUCUGCACCACCAGCGGCGUCUGGAGAACAUCUGGCAGCACCGAAAGGUCCGAUUGCACCAGAGGCUACAACUGUGUGUGUUUCAACAGGAUGUCCAACAGGUGAUGGACUGGAUAGAGAACCACGGUGAGGCGUUCCUCAGUAAACACACUGGAGUAGGAAAGUCUCUCCACCGAGCCAGAGCCCUGCAGAAGAGACACGACGACUUCGAAGAUGUCGCUCAGAACACCUACACUAAUGCGGACAAGCUGCUCGAGGCAGCGGAGCAGCUGGCUCAGACGGGCGAGUGUGACCCGGAGGAGAUCUACAAGGCCGCACGCCACCUAGAGGUCAGGAUACAGGACUUCGUCCGCCGGGUGGAGCAGAGGAAACUACUACUGGACAUGUCAGUGUCCUUCCACACACACACAAAAGAGUUGUGGAGGUGGAUGGAGGAUCUUCAGAAGGAGUUGUUGGAGGAGGUGUGUUGUGACUCGGUGGAGUCGGUGCAGAGCCUCAUAACUCAGUUCCAACAGCAACAGACAGCGACGCUGGAGGCUACGCUCAAUGUCAUUAAAGAGGGAGAAGAACUCAUACAACAGCUCAGAGAUGCAGCUAUGUCCACCAAUAAGACGCCCCACUGCAGUUCCAUCGCCCACAUCCAGGGGGUGCUGCAGCAGCUGGACGAGGCUCAGAGCCAAAUGGAAGAACUGUUCCACGAACGCAAAAUUAAACUUGACAUCUUUCUGCAGCUACGAAUCUUCCAACAAUAUACUAUAGAGGUAACAGCUGAGUUGGAUGCGUGGAACGAAGACCUCUCUCGUCAGCUGGGUGAUGCUAACGUUGCCUCUGGCGUUAGUGGAGUGGGAUCUGGCGCCUCUUCUGGUGGUUCGGAGGACAUCAGCCUGGUAGAGCAGCGGCUGAAGAGACACACAGAGAGGAAGGCUGCCAUGAGCAACAUGACCUAUGAAGUGAUGCAGCAGGGUCAGGACCUGCAUCAGUACAUCAUGGAGGUACAGGCCUCAGGUAUUGAGCUCACGGGGGAGAAGGAGGUGGACUUGGCCACGCAGGUUCAGGACUUACUGGAGUUCCUCCAUGAGAAACAGCAGGAGCUGGACCUGAGCGCUGAACACACACAUACACACCUAGAGCAAUGCUUACAACUGCGCCACCUACAGGCUGAAGUCAAACAGGUCCUGGGGUGGAUCCGUAAUGGGGAGUCCAUGCUGAAUGCCAGUGUGUUGAAUGCCAGCUCUCUUUCAGAGGCCGAGCAGCUACAGAGAGAGCACGAGCAGUUCCAGAUGGCUAUCGAGCGUCGACAAAAAUCAGCACAGCGCCCCCUAGCAGCAGAUUUAACGCUGCUGUGACCCACAACCUCGCCGACUGCCAAAGCACAGUCCUCCACCCAACAUGGAAAACCAGGCAACACUUUAAGACCAUGUUCCCU
Molecule: messenger RNA, 4478 nt
Organism: Lampris incognitus (smalleye Pacific opah)
Lineage: Eukaryota; Metazoa; Chordata; Actinopteri; Lampriformes; Lampridae
Product: kalirin-like
Exons: 22
Coding region: 1-4398 (1465 amino acids)
Biological process (GO): axon guidance
Cellular component (GO): cytoplasm
Molecular function (GO): guanyl-nucleotide exchange factor activity; protein binding
Source: RefSeq, a predicted model, not a curated record